Messenger RNA from Sparassis crispa, 339 nucleotides. RefSeq lists its product as hypothetical. Bases 1 to 339 code for a protein of 112 amino acids. NCBI's taxonomy places the organism in Eukaryota, Fungi, Basidiomycota, Agaricomycetes, Polyporales, Sparassidaceae. The transcript is spliced from 2 exons. The record is from RefSeq and is a predicted model, not a curated record.
AUGUCGAGGCGCGUUCGCGCCCCUCCUCGCCCCCGCUGCGGGGCACGCGCGGCGCGCCAGGAUCCCCCGAGCGUGUGGUGGGAGCGCAGCCCGUCGUCCGGGAACAUGCUCCCCAAGGUUCGACCUUUGACUUCACCGCCCCGUCCAGCCUCGUCCAGCCCUUUCGCGCUCGCGCUUGCGCCACGCUUCUUGCUUCGGACAAUACAGCGGAAAUGGAUCGCACCUUUGCGUUUGUCGACGGUCCGGGGAGCGCAUGCGCAGGGCGUGAUAUGUAUAUCCGCGUCGUUGCCGUCACCGCUACUGUCCAGGUGUGUUAUUGUUGUAGAUACGUCGCUCUAG